Messenger RNA from Ixodes scapularis (black-legged tick), 1704 nucleotides. Its product is annotated as snake venom 5'-nucleotidase. Gene Ontology annotation, biological process: AMP catabolic process. Bases 13 to 1704 code for a protein of 563 amino acids. The record is from RefSeq and is a predicted model, not a curated record. Gene Ontology annotation, molecular function: metal ion binding; nucleotide binding; 5'-nucleotidase activity. NCBI's taxonomy places the organism in Eukaryota, Metazoa, Arthropoda, Arachnida, Ixodida, Ixodidae. Gene Ontology annotation, cellular component: plasma membrane. The transcript has 9 exons.
GUAGCAGCUGCGAUGUUCGCCUUUCUAAAAACAUGGCGGUUGAUUGCAAUUCUUCUGGCUUGCAAUGUGAGCGUCUUGUUAGGCUCGGACGACGGGUCGUUUACGCUUACCAUUCUACACACGAACGACGUUCACUCGCACAUUGAAGAGACCAGCAAGUAUGGAGGCGUUUGCUCGGCUAGAGACAAGGCAAACAAAACAUGUGUUGGAGGAGUUGCCAGGAUCGUCACAAAGGUCAAAGAACUCAAAAAGAAACACCCUGAUUCUCUCUUCAUGAACGGCGGAGAUUUCUUCCAGGGGACUCCCUACUACACGAUUUUGAAACACAAAAUGGUUUCUGCAAUGAUGACCGAAAUGAAGUAUGAUCAUGUGUGCCUCGGCAAUCACGAAUUCGACGAUGGACCCAAAGGACUGGCCCCUUUUUUAGAAAGCAUGAAAGCUGCGAAUAUAAGCGUUGUGAGCACCAAUACUAAUUUCAGCCAGGAACCGUACCUUAAAGACAAGCCCAUCCAAACAAGUGUGAUAAUACAAGUGAACCAAAGAAAAGUCGGAAUCAUUGGGGCGGUCCUUCCCCAAACAAAAGAACUCUCAAGUCCAGGGAAUGUCAUAUUUUAUGACGAAAUCAAAAGCUUUGAAAGCGAAAUCGCGUACCUCAAGAAUCAAGGAGUGAAUGUUAUCGUAGCCAUUACCCAUUGUGGCUAUCUACGAGAGCUGGAAAUUAUGAAACAAGUAAAUGACUUGGACGUGAUUGUUGGUGGACACACAAAUACUUUCCUUUACCACGGCACUGGAUUUCCAAAAGAAAAUACCCCAGAAGGCGAUUAUCCCACAGUCGUAAAUAAAACUGAUGGUUCUAAAGGACUCGUAGUUCAAGCUUACUACCACGGAAAGUUCCUGGGAUUUUUACAGGUUGCGUUUGACAAGGAUGGAAAUGUCCUUCGUGGGACCGGAAACCCAAUUCUUCUAGACUCAACAGUAAAGGAAGAUGAAGAUAUGCUUAAAGUUAUUGAACCGUUCAAGAAAAAUGCCACUAAGGUAAUAAAUAAAGCAGUUGGUUGGUCCAAAGUGUUGCUCGAACAACAUGAUGAUAUAUGCCGAGUCCGGGAGUGCAACCUCGGCAAUAUGAUGGCCGAUGCCUACUUCGCCCACUAUGCGGAUAUGAACACGCCUUCUCCAGAUCUUUGGUCAGAGGUGAAUGCGGCGAUAAUAAACGGGGGAACCAUCAGAGCUCCAUUCCCACAAGGACCCAUAACUAUGGGGGACAUACUCACAACUGCACCAUUUGGUCAAACCAUUACCACAGUAACACUGAAUGGUACUGCCUUAAAACAGAUGUUUGAACAUUCAGUUGAAAGAUUCAGUUACCUAAACAGGAGAGGAGAAUUUCUUCAGGUUUCAGGCAUGCGCGUGGUGUACAACUUAUCGCUGCCAUCAUUGUGCCGAGUCAUAUCACUAAAAACACUGUGCAAAAAAUGUCAAGUACCUGUCUAUAAAGACGUAGUCCCUGAGGAAAUGUAUACAAUUGUUACCAUAGACUUCGUAGCCAAAGGCGGCGAUGGAUUUGCUAAGGCAGAACAAUACGGAGAAUCAGGUCCUGUUGAUUUCGACGUUUUAGUAAAAUACAUCGAAAAGAUGUCACCAAUCAAGACACCAAUUGAGGGGCGAAUAAUAAUCCAUGGGAACGUCAUGGAACCAAGCCCAUAA